CUCUCUUCUUCCCUCAAACGCGUUACUGCCCCGGCCCGGGAGGCGCUUGUCGCCGCCGCCGCUUCCGCAACCACCGGUGGGGGUGGGAAAAAAAAAAAGCAAAACCGAGGCUGUGCCACCGUCGACGUCUACCACCCGCUGCUGCUUCAGCCUUUUUUUUUUUUUUUUUAAACUCCCCCAUCCUCAUCAACCUCGUCCUUCUUUUCCUGAGAGCCCGGAGCCCGCUCGUAGAGGGGAAGAGAGAAGCAAAGAGCCGAUGCCCGGACGGGAAUAACUUAAUUCUUGGGGCUCACUCGGCUGACGGACCUCUUAGCGCAGGGUCCCCUCCCCUCCCCUCCCCCACCGCCAGCGCCAUUCCCACCCCCCUCUCUCCUCCUCUUCCCUCUUGUCUUCCUUCUCUUUUCUUCUUGCCUACUCCCCAGUCGCAGCCACCGCCUCCUCCUCAGCUGCCGCCCGGGGUGCCGAGCUAGACUAUGGGUCCCAGGUGGGGGCUGAGCGGCGGCAGCAGCGCGGGCGGCCCGGUCACAGUGCGCACUGCAGCAGGGAUGGAGGGGCUCAGUUGGCUGGUGGUUUUCUCUUGACAUGGCUCCUGCCCGUGCUGCUAGCAGCGCCCCCGCCGCCGCCGCCUCUUCCGCCGCCGCCGCCACCGCUCCGCCCGCAGGCUGCGGCUAAGAAAGCCCGAGCCCAUCCCACCCGAGAGAGAAAAGAGAGAGUCGGUCAGUGAGUCCCGGUGUCUGUGGGGACACAGAGGGAAGGGGAGCCCAGCCCAGCCCAGCCAAACUGCCCAAGCCUGCCCCCAGCCCUCAUCUGUUUUUGUUUUCCUAAAAGAACAAAAACAAUAAAAGAAAAUCCUUUCCCAACCUUCCCUGAACCCUAAACCAAUACUUGGGAACAUGAUCUGCCCAACAUGAGGGAAAACUAAGUGAAAAGCGGGAUUUUUUUAAAAAGGGGGGUGGGGGAGGGUCCUUUUUGUUAAGUUUUUUUAUAACAACUUUUAUUUUCUUAAUUGUUAACUUUUCUUUUUUUUCCAUCCACCCCUACUGGGGGCUGGGGGCUGGAAUCGCUUCCACGAUGAGAUGAACGAAACCCCGAGUGACUCUAAAUUUCCCGUGGUGCGAGUGAGUCGCUGAGGAAAAGGGGGUGGGGGCGGGGUAGAGGGCAGGUGGUGGCCCUGGCCAUUGCCUGGGACGGGAGAGCCAACCUACCCUGCCAUGCUCACCCACAGCUAAAUCGCACUCCUCUCCACCCAGAGUGAGCAGGGGCUGCAAGUGAGAGGGUCAAGUUCAGUAAGGAACCCUGGGGGAAUGUAGCGCACUCUUCACCGGGCUGGGGGAAAUCUGGAUCCCGGACUUAAAUCAGAUCUCACCACAGAGCGGGAAUAGUAAUUAAACGGUAUUUCUCUAUCCCCUUUCCUCCUGCCAUCAUGAACCUCCUUGGCAGCAGCUGCAGCCGCCUGAGGGUGAAAAUGUGGGUGAUGGGGAAGUCGGUAAUGACUCCGCUGUUUUUUCUGUUGGCUCCUUUGGGUAACAGCUGCCCGCCCCCGGUGUACACUGUAGUUUAUUGCAGGGAAAUCCUGUACCUCUCUUCCUUUUCUACCGAUUUCGCACUUUCCUCUUUGCUCUCCACCAAGUGUAAUCAAUAACAAGCACUGGCGAUACAUAGCAAUAGUGAAAUCUGAAAUACUAACCAUAAUUAGCUACCACAGCCAUGGGUCUGGCUGGGUAAAACCCAAUUGGAUAUUUCAGUUUCAUUCACUUACCCUUGGAAAAAAAAAAGGGGGGGGAUUAGUUCCCCCUUUACCCUUCUGAUCCUCUUCCUUUUUAAACGGGCCAAAAAACCAAACUAACCCCACCAGAUGGAUUUAACGGAUUGGGCUGGUGUUAGCUGCGUUUUAUUGUACACCUAAAUCUUGAUGAAAGGCUUCUAAUUUUAUUUUUCCCCCUCCCCCUUUAUUUUGGCAAUUAAGUUGUUUCCCAUAAAUGUGUGUUCAAAAUUUUUGAUUCAAACUUUUUCCUCUCUUUCCACCCUUUUCUCCUUCCCUAUACCUAUCCAUUCCAAAAAUCUUACUGUCCAAGAUACGAUUGGAUGUCAAUUUUUUUUUUGUUAGCCCUCUAAUAUGAUAGUCUCCUAAUAAUUGCCUGGGGUGCAUUUUUUGGGUUACAGCUGUUUUAGCUAUUCAGUCAUAUUAGCAGGAAUAAACGACUUGUUUCUGUUGUACUUGAGUCUUAAGAAAAAGUGCCCAUAGUUUAGCGACAAUUUCCAAAGGCUUUAGUACCACCUGUAUUUUACAAAAUGGGGGACCCAAACUCCCGGAAGAAACAAGCUCUGAACAGACUUCGUGCUCAGCUUAGAAAGAAAAAAGAAUCUCUAGCUGACCAGUUUGACUUCAAGAUGUAUAUUGCCUUUGUAUUCAAGGAGAAGAAGAAAAAAUCAGCACUUUUUGAAGUGUCUGAAGUGAUACCAGUCAUGACGAACAAUUAUGAAGAAAAUAUUCUGAAAGGUGUGCGAGAUUCCAGCUAUUCCUUGGAAAGUUCCAUAGAACUUUUGCAGAAGGAUGUAGUACAGCUCCAUGCUCCCCGCUACCAGUCCAUGCGAAGGGAUGUAAUUGGCUGUACUCAGGAGAUGGAUUUCAUUCUUUGGCCACGGAAUGAUAUUGAGAAGAUUGUCUGUCUCCUGUUUUCUAGGUGGAAAGGAUCUGAUGAGCCCUUCAGGCCUGUUCAGGCCAAGUUUGAAUUUUAUCACGGUGACUACGAAAAACAGUUUCUGCAUGUACUGAGCCGAAAGGACAAGACUGGAAUUGUUGUCAACAAUCCUAACCAGUCAGUGUUUCUCUUCAUUGACAGACAGCACUUGCAGACUCCAAAAAACAAAGCUACAAUCUUCAAGUUAUGCAGCAUCUGCCUGUACCUGCCACAGGAACAGCUCACCCACUGGGCGGUUGGCACCAUUGAGGAUCACCUCCGCCCUUAUAUGCCAGAAUAGAGUACUGGCCAGCAAAAUGGGAAAGAUCACAGAAUGCAGCAGCGAUUUUUUUCUUGUUUUCUUACCAUUUUAUUCUUUCAGAGUUUAGAAGAAAAUGGACUCAUGCACAGAACACUAUACAUUGUGAAACUUCUUCAUCCUGGAUCUUUCUUUUAUCAUUUGUAUCUCGGAACUUAAAAAAAAAAGAUGUCUUCUGCAUGGACCUUGUGAAAGAAGAUGCUUUGCAUAUUUCUGCAUUGCAUCAGCAUCUUACUAAAAUGUGAAAUGAAAGGACUGUUGUACACUGAAAUGCUUAAAUGUAUCUGAAAGCACAAGGUGAAAUUCAUUUGUGAUGGUCUUCCCAUUUGUGCUGGUUAUGCCUCCCCAACAUUUUGUCAUCAGUAUUCAGAGGGUGAGAAGUGAAUGUAACAGGUAUAUACAUUUUUUUUAAAAAGCAGCCUUAGCUUGCUGUAAUCAGUUCUAGACCACUGUCCAAUUCAUUCUAAUGAACAGAAAUGGUUGCUACAAUAGUAGUGGGGAAAGAAAUCUCACAUGAAAAAAGAAUCUCAUUCAUUGUAGGCAUUUUUGCCUCUUAUUUUUGCUGGGUCAUGUUUCAUUUCCUAGCAUUUCAAUGUGUCUUUUUCAGAUCUCUUUCCCCAAGUUGCUGUGUAAAAAGGGUAUUCUGCUGAGUGGAUAAAGUUAUACACAUUAAAGCAGACCUGGAGUCUGAAGUAGCUUAAAGCAGCUGUUAAAACGAAGACAAAAUAUAUUUAUAGCUGCAAAAACCAUACGUGAUAGAAUUUUUGUUUUCUUGAAGAGAUGACACUUUUUUUAAAAAAGCUGGUAAAUUGUGCAGGAAAUACUGGUUUCUAAAAUGUCAUAAAAACCCAGUAAGGUUUUUUUUUUUUAAGUAGAAAUUAUAAAACAGUUGUGAUCUUAAAUUGUAAAAUAGUGUUUUUGGAGUGUCAAAGUUGGUUCUGACAGAACAUAUUUUGUUAAGAUUGUGCAAUGAACCUAAGGAAGACUACUGUAUAGGGUUUUUUUUUCUGUUUUUUUUGUUGUUAUUUUGUUUCUGUUUUUGUUUUUAAUGAAGAAGGCUUUGCUUAAGGGUUAAGUACUUUAUUGGAGUAAAUCUGUAUAAGCCUGCUCCCUUGGGGUAAAAACUAGUGCUUACCUGUUUUAAAUUUAUAUUUAGCUUUUGUUUGGAAUUGGAAAAAAGAGAUCUAAAUAAAAUAGGUGAAAGCUA
Messenger RNA from Dromiciops gliroides (monito del monte), 4207 nucleotides. It is a transcript of the gene C1H6orf62, whose product is annotated as chromosome 1 C6orf62 homolog. The transcript has 5 exons. NCBI's taxonomy places the organism in Eukaryota, Metazoa, Chordata, Mammalia, Microbiotheria, Microbiotheriidae. The coding region runs from base 2293 to 2982 and encodes 229 amino acids. The record is from RefSeq and is a predicted model, not a curated record.